GCUCCAAACUCCAAACUCCCUCCGCCAGGAUGCCUUGGCGGCGUCGGAAGCAGGAUAUAAAGCGGCGGGAUGUCCGCCGCAGAGAGCAUUGGUCCCAUCCCCGCACACUCUUGCUAUUGUUCUAGUUGCCCUCCAUGUCCUUCGCCAAGCCCACUUCUCUCAAGCUCACGUACUUUGAUGUCCCUGGCCGCGCCGAGCCCAUCCGCUUGUCGCUGUUUAUCGCCGGCAUCGAGUUCGAGGAUGAGCGCUUGACCCGCGAGCAGUUCGCUGCCGUCAAGCCGACUCUGCCCUUUGGCCAGGUCCCCGUCCUGACGAUCAACGGCGAGCAUGUUGUUGCCCAAUCCAAGGCCAUCCUGCGCUACGUCGGGAUCCUCGGCGACCAGUACCCCAGCACCAACGAUCUGCAUACCACCCUGCUGAUCGACCAGGUCGUCGAAGAGGUCGACGAUCUUUGGCUGAAGCUUCUCCCCAGCUUCCUCGAGGCCGACGAGGCAAAGCGGUGCGAGAUGCGCAAGAAGGUGGCCGCCGAGGUCUACCCUCCUAUGCUGGCUGGCCUCGACCGGGUUCUGGCCCAGCACGGCGGCAAGUACGCUGUCGGCGACAAGCUGACGAUCGCCGACGUCUAUCUGUUCUACCUCUUCAAGAUGUCAAUCGAACCUAACGCCGCCAUCGAGCACAUCCCAAGCGAUCUGAUCACACCCUACGCCCACAUCACCAGGGUCUACAACACUGCCAAGGCCCAUCCGCGUGUUGUCGAGUGGGAGGCCAAGAACGCUGCUCCUUCCGCCAUGACUGUCACCAAGCCCAACUCCCUCAAGGUCUCCUACUUUGACUUCACCGGCCGCGCCGAGGCCGUCCGUCUUUCGUUCUAUGUCGCCGGCAUCGAGUUCGAGGAUGAGCGCUUGACCCGCGAGCAGUUCGCUGCCAUCAAGCCGACUCUUCCCUUUGGCCAGGUCCCCGUCCUGACCGUCGACGGCAAGCACGUCUUUGCCCAAUCCAAGGCUAUCCUCCACUACGCCGGCGCCCUCGGCGGCCAGUACCCCGGCACCAGCGAUCUCUUCACCUCGCUCCUCAUCGACCAGGUCGUCGAGGAGAUCGAGGACAUCUGGAUCAAGCUCGGCCCCAGCCUCUUCGAGAAGGACACCUCCAAGAAGAUCGAGAUGCGCCAGAAGAUCGCCACCGAGGUCUACCCCCCCAUGCUCGCCGCUCUCGACAAGGUCCUCGCCAAGCACGGCGGCAAGUAUGCCGUUGGCGACAAGCUCACCAUUGCCGAUCUCUCGAUCUACUGCAACUUCAACAUGCUUAUCGGCCAAAAGCCCUUCGUCGAGCAUAUCCCCAACGAUCUGCUUGCUCCCUAUCACCACAUCACCAAGGUCUUCAACUCGGUCAAGAACCACCCCCGUGUGGUUGAGUGGGAGUCCAAGUGUGCUGCUCGCCAGAAGUGAGCGGCCAGGGACCCUCAAGCCUGCCCGCACCAGCGUCCAUGACAGUUCUUGUUGUUUCUGAGUAGUCGUUUCUGACCCCCCAGGACUCCUUUCAUACUCGUUUUGCGUCAGUGUGUGGGGCAUGCUUGCAGACAGAUCCGUCGCCCUCUUUCGGGUUCCGAAUCUGCAUCUGCUUUCCCUCAUCAUUCUGUUCUUAUUCUUGCCGGGCACCGUUUGUCAAGGUUGUUGCCUGAAUGUCAGUCUGCUGUUGAGACACACGAGCAAUCACCCUCCUUUCACUUCACCCCACCUCGCCUCACCGCCCUUCGCCUCACCUUACUUCACCAUCCGCCGCCUCGCUCCGUCUGUUCUCAACGCAAUUCUAAAUUUUUUGGUUGGGAUAUCCGUAAUAUAACCCCGUGAACAA
Polychytrium aggregatum is the source of this 1851-nucleotide messenger RNA. Its product is annotated as glutathione S-transferase. The coding region runs from base 135 to 1445 and encodes 436 amino acids. Lineage: Eukaryota; Fungi; Chytridiomycota; Chytridiomycetes; Polychytriales. Gene Ontology annotation, biological process: glutathione metabolic process. Gene Ontology annotation, molecular function: glutathione transferase activity. The transcript is spliced from 2 exons. The record is from RefSeq and is a predicted model, not a curated record.